UUUUCUUUCUUCUGAUAUUCCAUCAGGAGCAGAACGGCAGUCAGCAGAGACAGACGCAAGAGGAAAAGCAAAAGCUCCAGGAGAUGGCGAGAGAAAGAGCGAGGGAGCUGGAGGAAAAGGAGAGAGAGAAACUUAGACUUAAGGAAAAAGAGAGGGACAUUGAAAAAGAGAAAGAAAAAGUGCGAAAGCAGAGAAGAAAUUUCGAGUGGGACUUAAAUGAAGCCAAAGGGACGAGACAAAGAGAUGUGCGGGACAGAGAUGAAGAGGACAGGAAGAGGAGAAGUGAGUGGCAGACUGAAGAAGAGAAAGUUAAAGACAAUCAGCCACAAUUGAGUGAGCAGGAGAUCCUGGCUAAUCAGGAGCGUGCGCAGGAAGAGCGCCACCGCAAAGACCAACUUUUGGCCAAAAUGCGUGAGAUUGACAUGCAAACUCAGGCACAGGACACCGCCUUCUUUCAUGAAGAAACAAUAAGCACUCGCACUCCUCCCCAGAAUCAGAACACCUCCGUCUUCAGUUUCACGGAGCCUCACGAGUAUCUGAGCACACCCAAGACCGGGAUAAGGGGCGGAGUUUUGAGAUCACAAAAACUUAACCAGGAUCUUGACCUCACCUUCGGUAGCUACGCUCCAUCGUUUGGUAAACCCGCCCCUCGUGCAGGUCUCGGACACCGAAGCCCCAUCCAAAGUGUGGACGUGUCAUCAGGAGAUGAGAACGGAGGGAUGGAUCUCAGUGGGUUUGCGAAGGAGAAGAAGGCCAACCUAAUGGAGCAACUGUUCGGAUCUGCAGCCUCGUCCGCGCCUCAUGAGACGCCCAGCAAGAUGGAGCUCUUGAGUUCUCCCAGCACGAAACCUUCAUCAGGCGGACGCAGACGAGACGCCGAGACGCCGAACAGGCUGAAAAGGACCACGCUACACGUCACCGAGAGUGGCCCUGCUAUUAGAGCCAUUACGACACUCGAUGAUGACAUUGAGGAGGUCAAACUAUGAAGGAGUCAUAGUUCCAUUAAGAUGGUUAUUUUUUGACACUGAAAGAAUGAGGAAGAUUCCAUACUUUUUGUAAGUUAAUUCCUUCUUUUAAAUGAAAACCAAGCCUAGGGUGCACCGAGCUGCAGAGUCAGAUUCCUGACAUUCAUUUAAACAAACCACAGUGAACUUUGAUCUUUACACCCAGUAGAUUUCUAUAGCUUAAAAAAAUGACCUCAGUGUAACAACUGAAACAAUAAGCACAAAAAAACCUAACACACACAGUUCAUUUGGCACAAAUGCUCGCUUGUAAUUUUUAAACUAAAGUGGUCUUAGAUCUCUUUAUAUUUUUAUACUCUUGUCUUUAUAUCUUUAAAGGUAAGUCAAAAACAUAUUUGUAUAGGUUUGUAUAUUUUAAUAUAGUUAAAAAUUAAAUUUUAGACUUGACACUGACCUUACACGUAUAAGAAAAAGUUGAAUCCUAGUGAACCUUUUAUUAUUUGCACCAACUUUUCAUUAGCUUCCAAUCUGCAAUGUUUGCACUACAUUAUAAAGCACUAAACCGCAUUUCUUUUCCAUUAUCAACAUUAUUAUAUUUUUAAUAACUUAUUGAUAGUUAAUAUCUUGCACAAUUCAUAUCUUGAACAGAAUUUUAUCAAAACCUGAGUUACGAAAUACAAGUCAAACAUUAAGUAAUAUCUAUUUAAUCCUAAUGUGUGUUGUUGGCAAAAAGUUCAGGAAAAAAAAUAAUAAUGAGCCAGAAUACACUUCCUGGUCAAAAAAACCCAUCAAGUUUUAGAAGGCGCACAUCACGCAAAGAAAACAACUAAGGAUUUUGCUAAAAUGACUGAAAUCAAGUUAACUGUCUGACACAUUUUUAAAAAAUGAGUGUGAUCAGAGAUCGUUUAAAUGCUCACAGCUUGGUUUAGCUGCAUCAAACAAAUUGACAGUAGAAAUCAGACGUAUGUAUAAUAAUGAAAAUAAGUGCAUUUCCACACACACAAUUUGAUGAGAACUCACAGGUUUAGGACUAAACAGCAGUGUGGUCAUGAGAAAACCACUUGUUAGUGAGACUAAUCAGGGAACAAAUAAAUCUUCAAUUUUCUAGGGAGCAGAAAGGUUGGACUUUGGAGCAAUGGAAAAAGGUCACGAGGUCUGAUGAGUCCAGAUUGACUUUAUUCCAGAGCGAUAGGCGCAUCAGGGAAAAUAGAGAAGCGCAUGAAGUGAUGCAUCCAUCAUGCAUAGUGUCCACUGUGUUAUGAUCUGGGGUCACUUCAGGUCAGGUCUAGACUCAGCAACGUUAUGUGGCAAUAAAUUGUCAAUAAAGUCAGCUGAUGACCUGAAUGUACCAAAUGACCAGGUUAUCACAUCUAUGAAGUUUCUUUUUUCAGGACUCAAAUGUUAUUCCAGGAACGUGUGUUUCUGGGAGCAUGAGGAAUAAUUUUUAAACAUGAAUUGGCCAAAGCGCUGUGUGUCAUAAUCAAAGCUAAAUGUUCUGAAAUGGAAAUGUAACAGUGUGUGACUUUUUAUUUUUUUGAGUCAGGCAGUGUGUUAUUGUUCACUUUAAAAGAAUAAGCUUAAUAUUUGAUCUAAUAUCCGAUAUCUCAGGACUAAAAUUAAAAAUAAUCCCAUAUAAUGGCUUUACUUGUGGCUGUAGUGAUGGGAGUUGGUAAGCAUUCCAUAAUGGAUCAUCCGUUUAAGUAAACCAUACAAUGGUCGAUUAAUAUUCGGUUUAAACUGCACGCUAUGAUGAUUCUUGCACUCGUUGUGUUUCCUGUCAAUCAAUCUCGCUACUAUUUACUGAUCCUACACAUAGAGUACACGUCACAUAUAAGGUAUGCGUUAACAUUCUUUUACCUAACAUAGUUUCAAACAUGACACAGAUGUCAAAGCAGAAUACAUUAUCAUUGUAGACCAACUAGUAUUUACAAUUCUACGCAUAAUCCUUGUGACAGAAUUUACGCGUCACUUGUAUAAUUUCUCCUUAAAACAUGCUGGAGCGGCCUUUUUUACAAAAAUAUUAUAUGACAGGUCACCGUGAGAUAGAUUGUCCUGCAUUGUGAACAAGGGCAGUAAUCUGCAUAAUACGUGUGCACGUUUCUCUAACUUUAUACGUGUUUCUGUUACACAGCAGUUAACCUGGUGUACAGAAAAAAAAACAAGCAUCAUGUUGUGUUUUAGAAACUUUCAAUGAUUUAGUGUUUUUUUUUUAAAUACUUUUUCAUAAUAGACAGAAAAUCAACUAUAAUUGAUGAUCAUCCCAUCAAUAGUGUUUAGUUACAAAUUUUACUGUUUUGCUGUUAUUUUUGCACUUUGGGAAACAAUGGCCUAAAUGUCUAGAAAGGGGAGAAUUUUUUUGUUGUUGUUGUCUAAUGAGUUACAAUUAUUUUAUUUAUAUAUUUUAUUUUUUUGUUUACGAGCAGAAUUUCAACUUUUUGGUAAAACUCCUGGAAUUAUGACAGGUUUUUGUUGAACUUAUUAAAUAAAACGGCACAUUUACAAACUUAUUGUACUAAUAUAAACAUUAUAUUCAUGUUUAGAAGCUACAUAUAGCCACAUUGAUUUUUUUUUUAAUCUCUCAAGUAUGGAGGCAUGUGCCUACUUCUUUUUUAUUUUUAUUCAUGCUCUUCUUCAGGAAGUGUAUUUGUAAUCUUAAGUUUACUUUAUAGUCAGCAACCAAUGACGAGUUUAAAUACUCAGAUUAAAAUUGCCCUGUAAAUUCCCAGGUUGUGGAUAUGUUAUGAAGAGCACUUGUGAAAGAUUGUGUAAUUAAUGUGGUUUGUAUACAAAGGAAUGCUUCCAGUAAUAUGGAAUUUAUGUAAUAUAUCUCAGGGGAAGGCGGCACGAUCGCUUAGUGUUUAGCACUGUGGCGUUGCACCAUCAGGGUUCGAUUCCUGCUUCGGGUCUGUGUGCAUGGAGUUUGCAUGUUUUUCUUGUGCUUGGUGAAUUUUCUAUAGGUACUCCAGUUUCCUCCCACAGUCCAAAGACAUGCGGGUUAGGCUAAUUGGCGUUCUCAAAUUGCCCGUAGUGUGUAAAUGACAAUCGGGCAUCAAACUGGCACCCCGAACCCUUAAGUAACUGUCACAAAAACAACGGAUAUAUCUCCGGGGUGGGUAGUACUGUAUGUGUCACCUGAUGUGCCGGAUCUCAGGGGAAGUACAGAGCUGGAUUGAAUUCUCUGUGUGGUAAAGAAUACAGUGUACCACUACCACUUUAUUAAUUUUAUAUUUAUAUUUAAAAAAUUAUUAAAUGCACAAACAUGUAUAUACAGCACACAUUGGCUUAUAGUUAAAUAGGGACUUAAAUAAAGAAAUGGUGCAUUAUUUUUAAUAUGACGUGCGUGAUGUUAAACAUAAACGUUUUUUGUUUUAGAUAGGUUAAAAUCAUAAAAAUGAUUUCUGUUUAUUUCUAUGUAUAGAUGAAGAUUUUUAAUGUGGUCUCAAACUGUUGGAUCUCUAUAAGUUUGCAAAAGUGCUUAGACAGUGCAUUAAAAAAUGUAAGUCUUCAUCAUCAUGUUUCAUAUUUAGAUAAAAAUAUGCUUGGAUCUUUUUUUGUUCUGAUCAUAAUGAUUAUGAGAUUAAGUGCACCACUAUUGUACACUUACAAGUCUUUAUGUCUCGCUUUUGGCAAAAGUAUAUAGACACUUUUUGUUAUAGUAUGCUUGGUCGAUCAUUUGUAUGUGCACUUUGGUGUAGUG
Molecule: messenger RNA, 4659 nt
Organism: Clarias gariepinus (North African catfish)
Lineage: Eukaryota; Metazoa; Chordata; Actinopteri; Siluriformes; Clariidae
Product: lebercilin-like
Exons: 2
Coding region: 84-986 (300 amino acids)
Biological process (GO): intraciliary transport
Cellular component (GO): axoneme
Source: RefSeq, a predicted model, not a curated record